Messenger RNA from Pristis pectinata (smalltooth sawfish), 714 nucleotides. It is a transcript of the gene c21h18orf32, whose product is annotated as UPF0729 protein C18orf32 homolog. The transcript has 3 exons. Gene Ontology annotation, biological process: positive regulation of canonical NF-kappaB signal transduction. Bases 98 to 373 code for a protein of 91 amino acids. The record is from RefSeq and is a predicted model, not a curated record. Lineage: Eukaryota; Metazoa; Chordata; Chondrichthyes; Rhinopristiformes; Pristidae.
AGCGGCGGUCCACGUGACGCGGUCGUCAAGUAGUGGGGAGGAAGUCGGCUGUGUCCGUGCCCGGGUGAGGUGGGCCCGGUCCUCAGCGUUCGGCGCAAUGGUCUGCAUUCCUUGCAUCGUCAUUCCAGUCCUAUUGUGGGUUUACAAGAAGUUCUUGGAGCCUAUUUUGUAUCCAUUCAUUUCUCCAUUUAUUUCCCGACUGUGGCCUAAACAAGCUGUGAAAGGAGAAAUCUCCACACCAAAAACUGAAGCACAUAAUGGAACAUUCAAGUCUGACCAUGCAUCAAAGGGAGAUGGGAACUCCAUUAACAAAGCUGCAAAUGGCAUCAACACACAAGGAUCAUCAGAUGCUUCAGACAAAAAGACUGAUUAAGACCUUCGUCAAGCAAUGACCUUGCAUAAUGUCUGUUGUGACAGCAUUAUUUAAAAGAAUAAAUAGUUUUAUUAACCAGCUUGCAAUUUAUGUAUAUUAAAAAAAAUCCAAUGAUGUUUUGCCACUUUCUGUUGUACUUGCUGUUCUGUUUAAUAGCUUCCUUUUGUGCACUGCUGUAAUAAUAAUUUAUUCCUGUGAUGGUGGACAAAUAUUCCAUAGUUAUCUUUUGAUCUUUACUCUCUAAUAGAAAUGCUGUUGCAUUGAUAGUACUGAUCCUUGGUUGAGAACAGACUCAACAAUUUUACUGCCUUUAGUUUAAAAAUAAAAAGACUCCUGAUUAA